AGAUGCUGGAUUCGGGAGAAGGUCCGCCAUUAUUGGGAAGCUGAAAAAAAAGCAGCAGAGCCUUGUACACACCGUCACACUUUUGGGCCUGUCGGGGUCCGAACGUGCGGGGGGCUAGCGGUGGUUCCGCCGGGAAUCGAACGUGUGAGCCGGGUGACGACGGGACGCUGCGUUUCCACACGGAACCUUUAUUUCUUCACACAACAAAGGAAAUAAUAAUUGGUCAAAACAACGUGGUGGCGAAGCGAGGUGGAGAAAGCAGCAGCAGCAGCGGCUCCUCUCCUCCCCCUUCCCCAUUUGUCGGUGUGCAGACUGGAGUUUGAGCAGCAGCUUCAUUUCUCUCUCUCUCUCCUCCUCCCGACGAGCUUUUAGUUGUUUUUCUCCCUGCGAGAGACACACGAAGAGAGAGAGAACGUGCAUGUGAAAACUUCAGGGCUGUCGGGCACGAGCAGCGGGGGACACGCAGCUUGUGGACUGGUAGAGAGAGAAAGAGACAGAAAGAGAAAGAAGAAGAGGAGGAGGAGAAGAAGAAGAAUCGACGUGAGAGGUUCUGUCUCUUCUGUUUUUAAAAGAAGAAGAAAGUCUUUCCCCGGCCGUGAGAGGGAGGAAAAGGAGUGGACGGGAUCUGGAGAGGGAGGAAUGCUAUGGUCCAAACCCCAGUCCAGUGAGCUCCCUUCCUGCAUGGAAACCCACCUUCCUUGGCAUACUUCCCAUCACCCUAGAGCUAGCAGCCAGCAUGGCAGGAUGAGCCUCUGCCAGCGAUAAUGAUGGCCAAAAAGCAAGAUGUCCGGGCACCCAUCUACAACCUGGUCGCGGUCGGGCUGUCCGGCACGGAGAAGGAGAAGGGCCAGUGUGGGGUGGGCAAGUCCUGCCUGUGUAACCGCUAUGUCCGGCCAGGUGCAGAUGACUUCUACCUAGACCACACCUCUGUCCUCAGCACAAGUGACUUUGGGGGCCGUGUGGUGAACAAUGACCACUUCCUGUUCUGGGGAGAGGCUGGGCGGACAAUGGAGGAGGGGCCAGAAUGCCGUAUGAAUGUUGUGGAGCAGACAGAGUUCAUCGAUGAUCAGACGUUCCAGCCGCACCGAAGCACAGCGCUCCAGCCUUACAUCAAGAGGGCAGCUUCCAGCAAGCUGGCCUCAGCUGAGAAGCUGAUGUACUUUUGCACAGAUCAGCUGGGGCUGGAGCAGGACUUUGAGCAGAAACAGAUGCCUGAAGGCAAGCUAAUGGUGGACGGCUUCUUACUCUGUGUGGAUGUUAGCAGGGGGAUGAACCGUAGCUUUGAGGACCAGAUGAAGUUUGUCACAAACCUGUACAACCAGCUAGCCAAGACGAAGAAACCAGUGGUAUUGGUUCUUACCAAAUGUGAUGAAGGCGUUGAGCGCUAUAUUAAAGACUCACACACCUUUGCCCUUGCCAAGAAGAACCUGCAGGUGGUAGAAACAUCAGCACGCUCUAAUGUCAAUGUUGACUCAGCUUUUCUAACACUGGUUCAGCUUAUAGAUAAGGGUAGGGGAAAGCCCAAAAUUAUUCCUUACUUCGAGGCAUUAAAACAGCAGAGUCAACAAAUUGCCUCAGCCAAAGACCGCUAUGAGUGGCUGGUGAACAGAAUUGUGAAAAACCACAAUGAGACAUGGCUGAAUGUCAGUCGUCGCAUGCAGUCUUCCCCUGAGUACAAGGACUACAUUUUCCUUGAGGGGACAAUUAAAGCCAAAAAGCUUUUCCAACAGCAUGUGCAUAGACUCAAGCAAGACCAUAUAGAGAAACGUAGGAAGGCCUAUCUAACUACUCUGCCACAGGCCCUGUCUGUGCUGCUACCAGAGUUGGAUGAGAUAGACCACCUCAGCUGGUCUGGAGUUCAGAAAGUACUUGAGACAAAGAGAGAUUUCGUCCAAUGGUUUAUAGUGCUAGAUGACAACCCUUGGGAGACCACACCACACAUUGAUAACAUAGAGGAUGAUCGAAUCCCCCAGGACCUUCUGGAGACCCCUGCAGCUGAAAAUAUCUAUGAGAUUCACCUGGAGCAGCUAAGGAAUGAGCGAAAACGGGCUGAGAUGAGAUGGGAGUUCAAGGAGAAGCUAAGUAUCUCUCCUUUCAUCACACCAGGGAAACCAUGGGAGGAGGCCCGAAGCUUCAUCAUGAAUGAAGACUUUUACCAGUGGCUGGAUGAGGCAGAAUAUCUGGAUAUCUACAACAAACACCAGAAGGAAAUCAUUGACCGAGCCAAAGAGGACUUUCAGGAACUGCUUCUCGAAUACUCUGAGCUCUUUUAUGAGCUUGAAGUGGAUGCAAAGCCAAGUAAAGAGAAAAUGGGAGCCAUUCAGGAGGUGUUGGGUGAAGAACAAAGGUUUAAAGCCCUGCAGAAACUGCAGGCAGAAAGGGAUGCUCUUGUAUUGAAACAUAUCCACUUUGUCUACCACCCCACAAAGGACACCUGUCCCAACAGCCCCCACUGUGUGGACAGCAAGUUAGAGCAAAUUCUGUCCUCCAGAUUCCCUACCCGCUACCCAUCAUCAGACACUUCAAGACUGGAAGGGGGUAGAGCUGAACGGAUAAAUCUUGUCAUCCUAGGAAAAGAUGGGCUAGCCAGAGAGAUGGCAAAUGAGAUAAGGGCCUUGUGCAGCAGUGAUGACCGGUAUGUGUUAGAUGGCAAGAUGUAUGAGUUAGCCCUUCGUCCUAUUGAGGGCAACGUACGUCUGCCAGUCAAUUCCUUCCACACACCAACUUUCACACCCCAUGGCUGCCUGUGUUUGUACAACUCAAAAGAAUCCCUCUCGUAUGUUGUUGAGAGUAUAGAGAAGCUUAGAGAGUCAACUAUAAGCAGAAGGGAAAGGGAAAACAGCUUAGCACAACUCCCGCUGUCCCUCAUUCUGGUCACCAAGCGGGGUGUGGGGUCCAUAGGGGAUAUUGGGGGUGAGACAGCUCAGACUCUGAUCCAACAGGGACAGCAGGUGGCUGGAAAGCUGCAGUGUACAUACCUAGACCCUGCCUCUCCAGGUAUGGGCUACACACGCAAUGUAAGCGAGAGGCAGAUCAACCAGAUGCUAAAGGGUCUCUUAGAUUUAAGGAGAGGCGUAGGGAGCAGUUCCCCUCCCUUGCCCCCUCCAUCCUCUGCCUUCAGAGAUUCACAGUCCCAGCCAGGUCUAGAGGCAGACUUGAGGAUUGUUAUGUGCCUGAUGUGCGGAGACACAUACGACCUAGACCAGCUGCUUGCUCCCUUCCUGUUGCCCCAGCAUUGUCGUCCUGCCUCUUCUCUUAGCAGUGGCACCUCCAUUCUCCUGGAUCUCAGUAUAGGAGGUCAGAGGCAGAAUAUUGAACUGUCACUACUCUCUUUCCAUUCCACAUUCUCCCUCCGCAAGACCAGGCUGGUCCAUGGCUAUAUUGCAGUUUACUCUGCUCGGCGCAAGGCCUCUAUGGAGACCUUAUGUGCUUUCCUGUGUGAGGUCCAAGACAUCAUCCCAGUCCAGUUGCUAGCCGUAGGGGAGAGUCAGAUGGAGUUGUCAGACUCAGAGUCAGCCAAGGAGCAGGUCAGUCAGGGAGAUGAACUUGCCCAUGAACUUGAGGCCAGGUUUAAUACAGUAAUAUGUGGACAUGGUGGGGUGGUAGGGGGCCUUCAUAAGAUAGACCUUUUCCAGCCCUUCCUCAAGGACGUGGUUGAGAAGCACACUAUUGUUGAGGCCACACACAUGUAUGAUCAUGUGGCUGAGGCAUGUACCAACGACAGCAUAAGCCCUCGCUGUGGCUCUCCUAGUCCAGUUAACAUUCUGAUGGACUCUGAGGAUGACAUUGACCCAUCAUCCCCUUACCCCACACUGAGGGAGGAUGGUAGCCUGAGUUCUCACCUUGGGAGCUUCAAGCUGCCAGAUCUGGAUUCAAGUGAUACCUUCUCUGUCAUUUCUGAGCUUAGCACCUUUGAGAGCAAGCUUAACAACAAGAUUCCUCCUCAAGUGAAGCCCAAGCCUGUCCGUAAGGUUAACCUCAGCCCCUUCAUGGACCAGCAAGGUGGUACCAACCGUCGCUCUUUGCCCCAAGCUGUCACCUGGGCUCCAGGUAGCGAUGGUCGCUAUGACCCUUCCGACUAUGCCGAGCCCAUGGAUGCUGUUAGCAAACCUCGACUCACAGAAGAGGAGAAUAUUUACUCUGUCCCUCAUGACAGCACACAGGGCAAAAUUAUCACCAUCCGUAACGCCAGCAAAGGUCACUCCAACGGGAGCGCUGGAGGGAAUGGUUCCGACAGUGAGGCGGACAGUAGCUCACUGGAACGCAGGAGAAAGUUGUCUGCCAUCGGGGUAAAACCGAAGCUUUACAGAGACAGAUCCAAACGACUUGGCAAGUUCAGCAGUUUCAGGACAAGCUUCUCUAUUGGCAGUGAUGAUGAGAUGGUGGGUCCACCCAAGGCUAGCCAGGAUGACGCAGGAGCCCAAAAGGACAACUCCAUUGAGGAGAUUGAGGACCCUAAAAGAAGGAAUAUCCUUAAGAGCCUGCGCAGGAAUACUAAGAAACCUCGAGCCAAACCCAGGCAUUCCAUCUCAAAACCCUGUGAAAGCAACUACUUCGGGGUGCCACUGGCCACUGUGGUCUCCCCUGAGAGGCCAAUCCCAGUCUUCAUCGAGAAGUGCAUCCGCUUCAUUGAAACGACCGGCUUGAGCACAGAGGGAAUCUACAGGGUCAGUGGGAACAAAUCAGAGAUGGAGAGCAUGCAGCGGCAAUUUGACCAAGACCACAACCUGGACCUGGUGGAGAAGGACUUCACCAUCAACACAGUGGCCGGAGCCAUGAAGGCCUUCUUCUCCGAGCUGCCGGACCCUCUGGUGCCCUACCACAUGCAGGGAGAGCUGGUGGAUGCCUUCAAGAUCAACGAUAGGGAGCAGCGCUUCCAGACGAUGAAGGACAUUCUGCGCCGCUUCCCCAAGGAGAAUUACGAGGUCUUCAAAUAUGUCACCAGCCACUUGCUCAAGGUGAGUCAGAACAACAAGUCGAACCUGAUGACCAGUGAGAACCUGUCCAUCUGUUUCUGGCCCACACUGAUGAGACCAGACUUCACCACCAUGGACGCCCUGACCGCCACCCGCAUCUACCAGACACUGAUCGAGAGCUUCAUCCACCAGUGCAUGUACUUCUUCUACAACCAGCCGCUGGCCGAUGGCCUCCCCGGCUCCCCCACCUCCUCCUACUCCUCGGGAGGAACCUCGGCGUACUCCAGCAUGGCUGGAGGCUACUCAUCCUCGCCGACUCCGUCCCCGGCUCCCUACGUCCUCCCUGCCACGCCUCCUGUCAUCCCCCACUACGGCCCUCCUCUCCAUCAUCACCACCACCACCACCAUCAUCACCAGACCCCACCCCACUCCCCGCCUGCUACUCCUCAGUCCCCCAUCCCAGCCCUGCUGCCACCCUCCCUGCACCCCCACCACCCCCAUACGGAACAACACACGCUGUGAACCAGGGAUCAAGGGAAAGAGAAGAAGAAAAAAACUAAGAAGAGGACAGGAUUCAGAGAGGUUCAAAGGUUCAAAAUAAGAUAUCUUGAAAUUUGGGAAGGAACUGAAGAGGACGUAUUGAAAGGAGGACAGGAGAAGUUGGGAGACUUUGAGUGAGAUGCAGUAUGUACAGGGAGAAACCUACAUGUUUGGGAGAAGAAGAGGAGUUUGAGCCUCCGUUGCUUUUAGAAAAAAUGGACACACACACAAGACCGAAAAGGGGAACAGUGCAGAGCCUCUGAACCGGCUGUAUGAUCUUUCUCUUCCCCGUCGCCACUUGUAUCCCUUUGUCUCUCUCCUUGCCUUAUACCAACACACAAACACACUAAUGAAGAGGGAGACGUUGCCAGUCACUGUUAAUCGGACUCAGGGAGGGACUCGGAAGUAAAGUGCAAAAUGGGGAAUGUGAAAUCUGUAAUGUUGGGAUUGCUACACUACACUACACACGCACACACACACAGUGGCCAGUGUGCCUCCGACAACCAUUCUCCUCAAUUCCCGAGUCUGUGAUUGUGCUAGGAAAUUUGGAAUUCUUUUUAAUUUUAUUUUUGCAAGCGGACCCACCUGCUGUACCUACCUGGAGGCCGUGGCUGGGAGUGUAGCAGAGCGCGAGUCGUGGACGUGUUUAUUUCACCACUGUACAGAGAAGACUUUAGCAAGAAACAUGUGUUACUACUCACCCGGCAGGAUGUUCUGUCCUCUGCGACUCACACAUUCCUAUCCGUCAACCCCUCACACACACAAACACACACACACACACACACACACGGACAAAAUCAGUCUCAGUCGAGGCAGCAUGCCAAGCACAGAAAGAAAAAAAAACUCAACCAACAGGAUCUGCUGGGCAGCAAAUCGGAGCAAAGGAUUAUGGGUGCUCUUACACCCGUGGCAUUCUGGGAAGGUUCCUUCCUUCCUCCUGAUUGCUAUCGCUCUAUCUUUAUUUGAUCUUUGACCUCAUGCCCUGAGUUUUGAAACAAACAAAGUAAACGGCUAAAAAAAGUGGAUUUCAUAAUUCUACGUUCACAUUCCCAAGUGUAUUUUUUUUACAUUUGAGAAAAUUCACUUGAACCUGAGCCUCAUCUGUCAAUGAACGGCCUUGUGGGUAAGCGUCUGGCUGUCUGACGAUCCAUUUGUGUGAGCUGAUGUCCAUGAACUUUUUCUUUCACCUGAAUUUCCCUACAUGAGGAGAAUAGUGGGAAUAAUUCCAGUGUCGGACUUCACCUGUCAUGUUGCUUCUCUUACGGUGGUUUGACGCGCGAGUCGGUCGGUGCAGUUUUCGUAGUGAGGACCUUGUUCAAAAAGCACUUUUCUGAGCACUUUGAAGGCACAUUUUAAAUUGGAGCUGCCGAGACAUGACAGCCACCAUUCACUUUAUAUUGUCAGUCCACUCGACCCUCCCUGUCUCUCUCUCUCUUUCACCAUCUCCCUUUCUCUCUUGGAGCACACCACUGACAUCUAGAGGAAGAAAUGGGUAUUGCAGCCAUAACCUCACUUCCACUACUGCAUGGGCGUAGCACCAUUUUCAAACUGGUUGUUGUAGCAUCAGAUUCUCUCAUUAGGUGCAGUUGUCAAGAUGCAUUGUAAUGUUUUAUUUCGGCUAGAAAAAAAUUAACAUUAGAACUCAAGAGUGUAAAUAAAAGAGGAACAGCAGUUUAUAAAUUGGGCACAGAUCAGAUGAGAUUCCAUAGAUUCAGGCUCUGUAGCCACAAAGCAUCCGGCCACAGAGCAGCUGGUCAGACAUGCAGCGGGUGAAAUUGCCUCUCUCUCUUUUUUGAUGGUCAGUGUCCGCUUUCCCCCGUGGCAGCCAAAGCAAGUCAGGUGUUUAUAAACGGUGUGUGGCUCCUCCUCGUCCUUUGAGAUUAAGGAGGUGAUGAUUUACAAGAUGUAGCACCACAGGCCAGAACGCAAGAGCCGGGCGCGAGACUCGACCCGAGACAGGUGGGAGGCUUUUUAUUCUUGGAAGUAACUGGCAGCCGUCGCUCCAGGUACCAGCGACAUUCUCUUAACAACACAGCGCUGCGCCUGUGGAGAAGAGACUCGAGGACUCGAAAUAUAAUUUGCAAGAGUGUAACCACUACACCACCCCCCCACCCCCCUCCUGCUAGUCAGUCCCUGUCUGUGUGAGACAGUUGGGUCAGAACAGACAGUCCAUUCAUCUGUCUGCAUGACUGGAGUGGAGCAUCACAGAAUUCCUCGGCCCGGCUUGCUGUUACCGUAGAAACCAGCGAGAUGGGGCUCGAGCAGAAUUGCUGAGCCUUCAUCUAAGCUUUUGAAGUGUGUGUUUGUGUGUGUGUGUGUGUUGUUUGCAUGAGCUGGAGAAAGAGUUCUCAUGUGAACAUACAUGUGUUAACGUUAAGCAGAUGCUCACCAAGGUCACUCCUGUUUGACACUGAAAUGCGUGUCUCCACAGAUUCUCCUGUCUGGCUGAAACGAGAGAGAAAAAAAACCUUUUAACCAAUCACUGAACUCUAAAAGGAGCUUUUAUCAGUCUACACUACCUAUUUACCUUGUGUGUCUGUGUUUGUGAGUGUCUGUGUUUAAAGGGUGAAUGUUUAAAGGGGUCUGAGCUAACGUGCAAACACGCUGUGCUUGGCUCACGGCCACGAGCCCGAUCGGCACAGACGUGAAGGAUGCAGCUCUCAUCGCGGUCAUCACCCCGGUGGCUGUGUCACCCUGUUAGCUCGUCCAGAUUAUACACACUGAGCCUCAGAGACGAGGGGCAGAGUGAGGUGGAGGGGGGGGGGGGGCGGCAAACGGGUGAAUGGGAUCAUUAUUUGGGAGACGGAGGGAGGAAGCAGGGGUGACCACUGGUACUUGUGUGCGAACGUCGGCCAGUGGCGUUCCCCGUGUAUAUCAAUGUGUUAAUACUGAACUGACUGUGAGGCAGCCAAAGACUGUGGAAAAAAGGGUCAAGGGAGCGAUGGGAAGCAAAGUGACAGUUUUGAAGAACAAUUGAAUUUUAAAAAAAAAAUGUGACUGGUUCAGAGAUAAUAUGUGGCUGCAUUGCUUUUCUUUCUUUCCUUCUUUUUUUGCAACAAUGGUGACAGAUGUCUGUUAAUUUAAAAUGAGAAACAAGCAAAACUAUAUUCAAAUGGUUGUUUAUUGGUAUGUUAGGGGGUUCUAACACUUUGCCCUUUAGUCAGUGGUGAUAGAAAAAAAAAAGUUUCUUUUUAUGUUUUAUUUUAAUAAUUAAAUAAUACAAAGCAUUUUUUAACUAUUUCUUUGUGAACGACUGAGAGACCAGCCCAGUAUAGUGCAUGAUUUCUUCCCGAGCAAAGGAAGAGGGCUCCACCACUCUCACUAUUUAAAGAGAUGAUAAAAAAAAAAAAUAUUAAGAAAUGA
Messenger RNA from Limanda limanda (common dab), 8819 nucleotides. RefSeq names its product Rho GTPase activating protein 35a (gene arhgap35a). Lineage: Eukaryota; Metazoa; Chordata; Actinopteri; Pleuronectiformes; Pleuronectidae. Gene Ontology annotation, biological process: signal transduction. The transcript is spliced from 7 exons. The coding region runs from base 765 to 5438 and encodes 1557 amino acids. Gene Ontology annotation, molecular function: GTPase activity; GTP binding. The record is from RefSeq and is a predicted model, not a curated record.